Messenger RNA from Colletotrichum karsti, 423 nucleotides. RefSeq lists its product as uncharacterized. Gene Ontology annotation, biological process: microtubule-based movement. Gene Ontology annotation, molecular function: dynein intermediate chain binding. Bases 1 to 423 code for a protein of 140 amino acids. The record is from RefSeq and is a predicted model, not a curated record. Gene Ontology annotation, cellular component: cytoplasmic dynein complex; cytoplasm. Lineage: Eukaryota; Fungi; Ascomycota; Sordariomycetes; Glomerellales; Glomerellaceae. The transcript has 3 exons.
AUGGCCGACCCCGUACCCGUGAGCGACCUCGAGACCCCUCUACCGAUCCGACUCUCCAAGAAACCCGGCGUCAAGGCCGUCGUCAUCCUCGACCGAGCCACCGGCGCCAUCCUCCGCACGACGGGACAGCUGUCCUUCAACGCCUCGGCGCUGCCGAGCUCCGGGUCCUUCUCGGGCGAGGGCGCGGCCGCGGAACAGCAGCAGAACGGCGAGGGCGGCGAGGGCAGCGAGCAGCCGCAGGGCCUCGAGGACUUCGCGGCGAAGGUGUGGAACUGGGUGAAUGCGUCGGGCACGCUGGUGUUGGACCUGGACACAGAGGACGAGCUGAAGCUGUUGAGGCUACGGACGAAGAAGCAGGAGCUGGUCAUCGUGCCGGAUCCGAAGUACCUCCUCAUCGUGGUCCACGACACACCGCCCGCCUGA